UCUAAGAGAGUUGCUGGGGCCUCGGAGGCCCCUCCCCUGGGCUGCAAGGAUCCGCCUCUAUUCCCCAGAUAAAUUCCUAGUGUCCACCAAAUUCCUCAGCGCUCUCUCACACUCCUCUACGGCCACGACUCCGGGGGUGGGGAAACAGCGUCGGCUUCCUGCCCGCAUAAGCCCUCGCGGCUCCUUCUCAAGACUGCGAAGGGGAAAGGGGUGUGAGACCCAACCAGACCCGCAACUCCCGGCUCCCAAGCCGAGGUGGCUGCCCCACACUCCACGUUCGGGGGGUCCAUUGGUUUCGGGGUCUCUCUCCUCUCUUCCCUUUCUCCUCUCUCCCUUCCCUGUCUCUCUCAUCCUCUCCCCCAAACAUGUCCACCGGCUCCCUCAGCGAUGUGGACGACCUUCAAGAGGUGGAGAUGCUGGACUGCGACGGGCUGAAAAUGGACUCGAACAAGGAGUUUGUGACUUCCAACGAGAGCACCGAGGAGAGCUCCAACUGCGAGACCGGCUCUCCCCAGAAGGGCCGCGGCGGCCUGGGCAAGAGGAGGAAGGCUCCCACCAAGAAGAGCCCCUUGAGCGGGGUCAGCCAGGAAGGGAAGCAGGUCCAGCGCAAUGCGGCCAACGCGCGCGAGCGGGCCCGGAUGCGGGUGCUGAGCAAGGCCUUCUCCAGGCUCAAGACCACGCUGCCCUGGGUGCCCCCGGACACCAAGCUCUCCAAGCUGGACACGCUUAGGCUGGCGUCCAGCUACAUCGCCCACUUGAGGCAGAUCCUGGCCAACGACAAGUACGAGAAUGGUUAUAUUCACCCGGUCAACCUGACGUGGCCCUUUAUGGUGGCCGGGAAACCCGAGAGUGACCUGAAAGAAGUGGUGACCGCAAGCCGCUUAUGUGGAACCACGGCGUCCUGACCUUGGAGGUGCGAGUCUGGGAAAGGCGCGCUCCCGGGGCGGGGGGGUGGGGGGGAGCGGGCCCCGGGAAGGCGACCCUUGCCCUCCCUGCUCUCUGUCUCUUCUUCCCCCUUGCAACUCUCCUCUCCCUUUCCCAC
Molecule: messenger RNA, 1042 nt
Organism: Orcinus orca (killer whale)
Lineage: Eukaryota; Metazoa; Chordata; Mammalia; Artiodactyla; Delphinidae
Gene: TCF21
Product: transcription factor 21
Exons: 2
Coding region: 366-905 (179 amino acids)
Biological process (GO): developmental process; regulation of transcription by RNA polymerase II
Molecular function (GO): DNA-binding transcription factor activity, RNA polymerase II-specific; protein dimerization activity; RNA polymerase II transcription regulatory region sequence-specific DNA binding
Source: RefSeq, a predicted model, not a curated record